This is a messenger RNA of Notodromas monacha, 3117 nucleotides long. The record is from the annotation of a GenBank genome assembly. NCBI's taxonomy places the organism in Eukaryota, Metazoa, Arthropoda, Ostracoda, Podocopida, Cyprididae.
AUGGAGAAGGCUGACGAUCGAGCCGCAAAUCGUGAUGCUACUGGUUCUUCUCCCGUGCGUACUGUAGUUGUUAAUCCGGAUCCUCCGAGCGAUGCUCCAAAGAACCAAGCGCAUCUUCCCAACAACUGGCAAGCUCGGAUGUCAACCUUGAAGGAGAGAAUGAAUUAUUUGUUCUGUUCGGAAGUGUUGUGCGACGUGCACUUCCUCGUCGGGAAGUAUUUCAAACAACGCAUUCCCGCUCACAAAUUUGUGCUCUCUGCCGGAAGCGCCGUUUUCAACGCCAUGUUCAACGGACCGUUCAAAGAGAACAGUGAUGACGACAUUGAACUGCCAGACGUGGAACCAGCCGCGUUCCUCGGAAUGCUGUCGUUUUUGUACAAGGACGAAGUAGACAUAAGCCCUGACUGUGUGAUGACGAUGCUUUACACGGCCAAGAAAUACGCAAUACCUGCCCUGGAAAAGACCUGCGUGGAUUAUCUGAAGACGAAUCUCAAUCCUGGAAACGCGUUUUUACUCCUCACGCAAGCCCGUCUGUUCGACGAGCAGCAACUCGCUGAACUAUGUUUAGACAUCAUUGAUAAGCAUACUGGAGACGCCAUGUUUGCUGAAGAUUUCGUGGACACCGAUGUUGCCACGCUGUGUGUGGUUCUCAAGCGCAACACUUUGCGAAUCGUUGAAGCCAAGCUUUUUCAGGCUGUGUUACUCUGGUCGAAAGCUGAGUGUGAGCGCCAGAAGCUGCAAUGCACCCCUGAGAAUCAGAGAGUAGUUUUGGACGAAGUUUUACCACUUAUCCGCUUUCCGUUGAUGACCAUUGAGGAGUUUGCGACCGGACCGGCUCAAAGUCAAGUACUUUCGGAUCGCGAGAUGGUGAAUCUUUUCUUGCACUUCACUGUUCACCCGAAGCCGAAAACCUGCUACGUCGACGUUCCUAGAUCCUGUAUGACGGGGAAAGAGCUUUCGGUAGUUCGUUUCGGAGAAACGGAAUCUCGAUGGGGAUAUAGUGGCACUAGUGACAAAAUUCGGUUCGUCGUCGAUCGCCGAAUUUUCGUUUUCGGAUUCGGACUCUACGGCUCUAUCAACCCCACGCCACAGGAAUACAAAGUGACGAUUUCUUUGAUGCGUUCGGGGUGUACGAAACAUUUGGCACUGGUGGACACAACAUUCUGCUCUGACGGAACUGCGGACCGAUUUAGAGUGCACUUUCCCGAACCCGUGGAAGUGCUUCCAAAUGUUUCCUAUACUGCUGCGGCGUUAGUUACGGGACCAGAUACAUUCUAUGGGACGAACGGAUUGAGCAAGGUUACGGUUGACUGUCCCUUGGGUGGAAAAAUCACAUUCCACUUUGCCUACGCCGCAGGCAACAAUAACGGUACUUCCGUGGACGAUGGACAACUUCCUGAAAUUCUUUUUUACGUUGAGGAUUUGCCGAGGAAUUCGUUCCAGUUGGGGUUGAGGUAUGAACGUGAUGACACUGCUGAAGCUGACUUUGAAUUGGUAGUUGCUCGACUGCAAGCGUUGAUUACCACGAUUGUGAAUCUCAACUCUUUCGUGAAAUUCAUAAUUUCUUAUUCACCGAGUCUAGAUCAUUUCGAAGAUAGCAAACUGAGAUUUUUUGCCAAGUUCGUCACUGACGUUGAUUAUCUGAAUUCUGAAGCAAAUUCAAAGGCGACUGUGAAGGAGUGCAUCACACGAGGCGGUGCUGUGUGCAUCAAUCCAGUUAUGUUGAUCAUGGACAAAAGAGUGAAAGAAAAUACGGCGAGUAAGGAAUGCGGUUCUGGAGAUCAACUUCGAGCCUCAGCGAAAAGGCUGCGCACGAAUGACGAAACGGAAGAAAUGACCGUUAUGAUUCAUCUCAUGUCUGAUCUUUCUUUCUUGACUUACAAAGACGACGUGUCAACCUAUUGGCCGAACUACUACUUCACCGGCUACGUUGUCGGAUUAAUCGCGAACGAAGUCAACUGUGAACGGCUCAUCUCUCGUUCCCAGAACAAUUGUAACCGUGAAAACUUUCAUCCAGCACUCUUCCACAUCUACAUCGGGACCCUCUGGAUUGUCCAGGUUCUGAGAGUUCAGGAAUUUAUGGGAACGGUUCAUCACGCGUCUCAGAACAGACUCUCCCCUCAUCUGAAAGAUCUGGAGAUGAUGAAAAUACCAGGUCCUCUAGUCGACCUGUUUCGCGGCCUGUCUUGUGGACACGCAGACCAAGCAGGCUCUGGCCUCAUUGGACCCCGUCUGGCCCAUGGAUCGAUUGUUGCGGAUGGUGUUAAUGACCAUCCCGUGGACCUGUUGUUCAACUGCAUUCCACCAGUCGCCAUUUUGCGACAAAACAUGCGUCGCAUGUUUGAAAUAACGAAAGACCGAAAGGAUCGACAAGGACGAUGUGCCAACGAAAUAAGUUUUACCAGCGUCGAUGUUGCCCAGUUUGCCGCAGACAAGGCUUACCCUUCGCCAUUUGCCCACGACAGCCAGACGGAUUGGACUGCGCACGGAAGACUCGCUCCUGGUCUUUCUUUUCCACUGACCUUUUCAUCAUAUUCUGAAUCGUACUGGAGGAGUUAUGGCGUUUCGCGUGGGUAUGGGUGGAGUAUGUACAGUACGGAAUUUCCAACUUACCCGCGUGAUGAAGAGGGAAAAAAAAAGCAGGAUUGGAUCUCGUAUCUCGGACUCGAUGACCUCAAGUGGUUCAAUCAAGUCGCCGUAACAGUGGGUUGGAUUUGUGAUGUGUUUGAGGGGUCCUGUGCUCUGAAGGAUAUCCCAGUCUAUGGCCGUGCUCCAGGACAAGCCAUUGUGAACCUGACGACGAAAUACGUGAAUGACCACAGCCUUCGCGAUGCUGACGGAGACAGCUUGGAGUUCUCUUUUAAAAUCUGGAGCCCUCAGGAUAAAAUGAACCACACGACGGCGGAGCUUUGUGGCCUCUCUCAGUGGCCACGUGAUGCUGAUGAAGCAAGGACGCAUCUGCGAAUACAGAUGCGUUCUUCGAUUAUAAACUCUGUUCCGACGAUGUUAUUUCAUGUAUUUUUUGGUGUGCACAUCGAGACGACCUCUGACAAGAUCAUCUCGACUGAGGUGAACCCUGUUAUCGGCAAGAGAGGGACUAUUCAGUCUAUGAGAUAA